AUGCUUGAAUUCAGCCUGCUGAACACUCUGACAAGUGAUGCUGCUUUUCUUCGCAUCACGCCAGACCGACAGCAGCAUUUUCAAUACGAGUCUGUCUCUUUACAUUGUGACGGGACUGCUGAUUCCACUCGAAUUACAGGGACCAGGAAUACUGAGGAAUUUAUUCCACUAUGUGACAUUAAGAGGACGUCAAAAGGGUCGUCCUGUAAGAUUGAGAGAAUCUAUCCAGCAGACAGUGGAGAGUACUGGUGUGAGACUGGAGGAGGAGAGAGAAGCAACAGAGUCAACAUCACUGUUGCUGAUGGCUCUGUGAUCCUGGAGAGUCCUGUCCUCCCUGUGAUGGAGGGAGAAUCUGUGACUCUGAGCUGCAGAAACAAGACGACUUCUACCAACCUCUCAGCUGAUUUCUUCAAAGAUGGCCACCUCAUCAUGGAGAGCAGUUCUGCAGAGACGACCAUUCAAAAUGUCUCCAAGUCUGAUGAAGGACUCUACAAGUGCAGCAUCAGUGGUGGUGGAGAAUCCCCAGAGAGCUGGCUGGCUGUCAGAGUAAACAAACAUCCUGCCAUCCCUUCAUCACCUGGUGAAGACUCUCCCUCCGAUGACUCCGACUCCUCUCACCUCCUCAUCCUGUGCGGCGCUGUCACCAUUUUCUUCAUGGCUCUGGUGCUGCUGCUGGUGGGACUACUUUAUAUUAAGAAACACAGAGCGUGUGGUGAGGACGCUGCAGACGAUUCAGACAGUCUGACCUAUACGGUUGUCUUCACGAAACCAAGGAAGGCAAAAGAUGAGGAAGACGACUCAUUUCAACCAAUUUAUUCUGCUCUGGCCAUGAAUGAGACUCCACAAGCUCUCCAGCAUGGUUUGUAUUAA
Centropristis striata (black sea bass) is the source of this 870-nucleotide messenger RNA. RefSeq names its product low affinity immunoglobulin gamma Fc region receptor II-like. Bases 1 to 870 code for a protein of 289 amino acids. The record is from RefSeq and is a predicted model, not a curated record. NCBI's taxonomy places the organism in Eukaryota, Metazoa, Chordata, Actinopteri, Perciformes, Serranidae. The transcript has 6 exons. Gene Ontology annotation, biological process: cell surface receptor signaling pathway. Gene Ontology annotation, molecular function: transmembrane signaling receptor activity.